Molecule: messenger RNA, 5046 nt
Organism: Phragmites australis (common reed)
Lineage: Eukaryota; Viridiplantae; Streptophyta; Magnoliopsida; Poales; Poaceae
Exons: 8
Coding region: 273-4388 (1371 amino acids)
Source: RefSeq, a predicted model, not a curated record
CAGCAAGAAAAGAAAAAGUCGUCAAGGAAAACGCACCUCCAUUUCCCCUCGUUCGCCCAGCCCAGGUCCAUGACCGGGGUUGGUUUCUCCGCUUCCUAAGAUUCCUCUCCUUUUCCUGCACUGUUCCGCGUAAUGAUUUCCGCCCUACCGCGGAGGUCAACAACAGCGGCACCCAAUCUGGGGGGUUCGCCUUGAGGAGGAAGCGGAGGGAGAGUUGCCGCCGGCCGGGUGGAGAUUCCGCCACCGCCUGCGGCUGCUGACACAAGGCGGGGAUGUUCAAGCUGCACCGCCACCGGUCGUCGGACCGGGUCGGCGAGCGCUUCGACUUCAGGUUCUCAAACUUCCGCGCCGUCCAGGUUCCUGCAGUAUCAGAUAGGCUCUUCCUUUCAAUAGUCUCAGUGGAUACUGGAAAAACAAUCGCUAAGUCCAGUAAAGUAGCUUCUCGAAUUGGAAUAUGCCAAUGGCCUGACACCAUACUGGAACCAAUAUGGUUUUCCAAGGAUGAAGUCUCAAAAGAAUUUGAAGAGUGCCAGUACAAGAUUGUUGUUUCUGUGGGAUCAAUAAAAACUGGUAUCCUUGGGGAGAUUUUCCUAAAUCUGGCUAAUUUUCUCAAUUUAGUGGAUCCAACUGCUAUCUCUUUGCCACUGAAGAGAUGCAACUCUGGAACAGUUUUACAGCUUAAGGUUCAAUGUCUUGGCACAAAGUCUAAGUUGAGUGGUGUGAGAUCGUGGAAGGACAUGUCUCCUCAUCUUGAGGACCAUAGUCCAACCAACGAUGAUGUGGACAACAGGUCAGAUGGCUCUGAUAACAUGUUCAACAGAGGUGUUCGUUCUUCAUCAGAAAAUCAUUUAGCCGGAACUACUUAUCAGGAUGAACCUGGAAACCGGGAAACGAGUUUCUCAGCGUCAGGGUCCCACCGGAGUUCUAAUUCUGGAGAUAGUACUGUGGAUAGAACAAACUUCUCUCCUAGAGACAACCCUAAUGGAGGAGUUUAUGUGGGAAGGCAGGAUUCUGCUAGUUCCUACGUUAGUUAUGUUAGUGCUGGCCGCGGUGAUGAUGGAUUUAGAUCCAACAAUUCAUCUUUCAGUUCUCGGGCUUCAGGUCUAAAUGUGCUGCAAGGGAGUACUCCAAAAGCGUUUGCAAAUGGCCUUGGUCAGUUAUCGAUAGGGGCAUCUGAGUCAUCUAAAGAUCUUCUUGAAGCUGCUGAAGAAACAAUCGAGGAACUCCGUGAUGAGGCAAAAAUGUGGGAACGACAUUCUCGCAAGUUGAAGGCUGAUCUAGAGAUGCUGAAGAAGGAAUGUUCUGAGAAAUCAAAGCAACAGGCUGAGCUAGCAGUUGAACUGUCUGCUGCACAAGCUGAACGGGACUCCUAUAGGCAUGAAAUUGAAGAAUUGAAGUCAUCCCUACAAGAUAUAAACACACGACAAACAAUUACAGGAACCUCUAAACGCACAGACUGGAUAGACGUGCAGAAGGAACUUGAAGAUGAGGUGAAAUUUCUGAAAGAAUCAAAUGCAAACUUAACCGUACAACUAAACAAGACUCAAGAGGCAAAUAUAGAGCUUGUUUCUAUUCUUCAGGAACUGGAGGAGACCAUAGAAGAACAGAGAGUAGAAAUAUCUAAGAGUUCUAAGGUCAAGGAGAUUGAUGAUCCUGAAAAUGGAUUUUUAGGCAAAGAAGACACAUUGUGGACUAGGAAACUGUCAGUGAAAGAGGAUGAAAUCACAAUGCUGAGGGAGAAAUUGGAUCGUGUUCUUAACAUUGAAAAUGCAGGUGGUGCAGGUUCCAAUGGUGUUUAUCUUGAAUUAGAGAAAGAAAAUGAAAUGUUAAGGGCUAAAAUACAAGAGCUUGAGAAGGACUGUUCUGAACUAACAGAUGAAAAUUUGGAGCUUAUAUAUAAGCUGAAAGAAAGUGGGCUGCCAAAAGGGCAGGUUCCUCGUAUUUCGAACAACAAUGAGCUGCAAUUUAAAAAACUUACAUCACGGAUACAUCAACUGGAGGAGGAACUUAGGAAAAAGGAAAUGUUACAAAAUGGCAGUUUCGCUGAGGCAUCAAUGUCUAAUGCAGAUGAAUUACAGAGAAAAUGUGCUGACCUUGAGCUGAAGCUGCUAAAUUUUAGGUCUCAAACCUGUGAGCUAGAAGAAAAGUUCCGCAAGAGCCAAGAAGAUCUGGCACAAAGAAAUUUUGAGUUAGCUGAGCUGAGAAAGAAGAUUGACAGUUUCCAUCCUACAGAACUGGAAGUUGGCGAAUCUGGUGAUACAAGAAAGUACCAAUAUAGAAGAGCAGAUCUAGAGGAUACUGAACCUGAGACAGAUGUGCUGAAGGCUAGGUUUGAACUACAACAACAGGAAAAUGAUAACCUGCGACGUUCCAAAGUUGAAAUGGAAAAUUUUAUUUCUGAAAUUCAGGCAGAGAAGAAUCAACUUGAGGAACGCCUGUCCGCGUCACUUAAAGAAAGCAUCAUCACUUCUAAAUGCUUGGAUGAAGUGCGGCAAGAUAUCCUUGUGCUUUCCACCAGUAUAGAUGCCCAUGUUUCGGCCAAUAAGGUUCUUGAGAAAAAGAUAAUUGAGCUAGAGAGCUGCAAAUCUGAACUAGAGUUGCAUAUAUCGGAGCUGGAACAGGAAAACAUAGAGUUGUCGGAACGGAUAUCGGGACUGGAAGCUCAAUUGACUUACCUGACAAAUGAAAAGGAGUCCAGCGAGCUGCAGAUGCAUGACUCCAGAUCACUUAUCAUCAAUCUCAAAGAUAAAGUAGAGCGGCAGCAAUCCGAGAUGGAAACUCAAAGGCUUGAAUUUAAGCAGAAACAACAAGAAGCUCAAAGAAGAUUGUCAGAAGCACAGGAUGAUUCUGAAGUUCUGAGAAGAUCUAAUUCUAAACUACAGUCUACGAUUGAGAGCCUUAUUGAAGAGUGCAGUUCUCUUCAGAAUCUAACUGCUGAUCUGAAGAAGCAGAAGUUGGAAUUGCAUGGUCAUCUUACGCAAAAAGAGCAGGAACUGGACGAGUCGAAAAAAAGGAACUUUGAUUUUAGUAAAACAGUGGAAUUCCUUGAGGCAAAGUUUUCUUCACUACAGAAGGAGUUUUCUUCUAAAGAGCAAUCUUUAUUGUCAGAACUGGAGAGUAUAUUCCAGGAGCACAUGGAACAAGAAGAAAGAAUAAAUCACGCACAUUUCUUGCUAAAUAAGAUCAAGAAUGAAAAGACUCUUGAAGUAGAGAAUCUUGAGAGGCAGGUCAUCAGCCUCACUGCACAUGUCCCCUCCACACACGAGGAGCAAGAAAAUGCCACACUGGAUGCUAUUCGAGAGGUAUCUGUCCUGCGAGCAGACAAGGCUAAACUUGAGUCCAAUCUCCAAGAUGUCAGUGCGCAAUUGAGACAUUAUGAGUCUCAAUUGGAAGAGCUUCGUAAGGAGUCUAAAAGUAAAAUUAAAGGGUUGGUUGAUUCCCUUAAUGCCUCCAAACAGAGUGAGGAGAUGUUGACAGCAGAUGCUGAACAUAUGAAAAAGUUGAUGGAAGCUGCUAAAUCUAACGAAGAUAUGUUAAGGAAGACUUCUAAUGAACUAGAAUUGAAGCUUAAAUCCAGUGAUUAUGAGAAGCAGCAAAUGCUGGAAGAAGUAUCUGGUCUGAAACUGCAGGUCCAGAAAAUAAUGAAUCUUCAAGAUGAAGUUUUCAAACUUCAGAGUUCUCUUGAUGAGUCUAAGUUCGAAAAAGGAAAAUUGGAGGAGCUUCUGCGUUCGAUGACUGAGGAAUGCGAAGAACUAAAAGCACAGAAGGCUAUGCUAACAGAUAAAAUUUCCGACAUGCAGGAGACUUUGAAAAAUGGUGAAGAAGAAAGACGAAGCAGAAUAGCUAUGCAGGCAAAGCUCGUGAGGUUGGAGAGUAAUCUAUCAGCAUCGGAAGCAUCACAUGUACAUGAAGCAGAACUAAAGAACGAACUUAGUAGGAUCAAGAGAUCAAAUAGCGAGUACCAGAGGAAGAUACAAUCUCUCGAGCAGGAAAAUGAGGAUCUUACCAGGAGAAUUCAACUUAUGGAAAUGGGGUUCGAGCAAAUGUCCCACAUUAAAGAAGAGAACCUUGGAAAGCAGGAGAUUGGAGGAGGUGAUCAGGCAGCCAUUGAGUCAAAAAUUCAAUUACUGGAAACUAAGCUUGCAGAAGCAUUGGAGGAAAAUAAGAUGUACAGGGCUCAACAAAAAAGUCCUAUGCCCGAGGGUCAAUCUGCUGGUGGAGAUGUCAAGGAGGGUAAUGCCAACAGGAUUUUGCAACUUGAAGGGGAACUAAGAGAUAUGAAGGAACGGUUACUCAACAUGAGCUUGCAGUAUGCAGAGGUAGAGGCUCAGAGGGAACGAUUAGUGAUGGAGCUUAAAGCUGCCAAAAAAGGAGGGCGAUGGUUUUAGCGUGAUGCAGAGCUAUUGCCUGCCAUACACAUGAGACUGACAACACAGUACUGCGUGUGUGUUCUCACCACACUGGUUGCGCCCAAUUAUGAGUGAUAAUUUGGACGUAUCCGCCAACAUUGAUCCCAUCAUGUACUUUGAUGCUCAGACACCUCUUUUCAUCCUGGUUGUUACUGCUAGUCUUACAAACUUUCUGGUUUAGCAGAUGGACAUCAUCAAGCCCUGUUAUUUCUGUGCGCUGGCAAUAUGACAUGCAUGCCAGAUUAUCAUGUGAGAACAUCAAGUGCAGAGCCGGACCAAGACACUGAACUUGCUAGCUGGUGCUGGAGGAUGCACACCAAGACACUGAUGCGGUAAACUGUGAGCCUGUGACCCCACACACCGAGCCUCAAUAUGAUGAUCCCAUUUUAACCAAUUGAUAGUUAUUUGUAAUGUCAUGCCUUUUUAUCUGGUACUAGUGCAUAAACCUGUGCGACUGCACAGGCUAAAAAUUUAGCUUACGGUUGAAUUGUAGAUAUUUAUAUUAAUAAUGGUUGUAUGCUAAGAUACAUUAACUAUUUAUAUUUAAAUAUUAGAAUGCAAAAUAUAAAUGUAAUUUUUGUUCAUAAUAUUGGAAUCAUGUUUAUUAUUUGUGAAUAGAUCUAAUUUAUAAUUUUCA